Messenger RNA from Sinocyclocheilus anshuiensis, 2254 nucleotides. RefSeq names its product long-chain-fatty-acid--CoA ligase 4-like. The record is from RefSeq and is a predicted model, not a curated record. Gene Ontology annotation, biological process: long-chain fatty-acyl-CoA metabolic process; neuron differentiation; long-chain fatty acid metabolic process. Gene Ontology annotation, cellular component: endoplasmic reticulum; lipid droplet; plasma membrane. The transcript is spliced from 15 exons. Gene Ontology annotation, molecular function: arachidonate-CoA ligase activity. NCBI's taxonomy places the organism in Eukaryota, Metazoa, Chordata, Actinopteri, Cypriniformes, Cyprinidae. The coding region runs from base 212 to 2227 and encodes 671 amino acids.
GUCUUCUGAUUGGCUGAGGCCAGCGGGUGGGCUGUAAGUGAGGUUCACUGGAACUAUGAGUUUACAAAAGACAUCCAAUCAGCCAAGAGAGCCAGAGACGGAGACAGAGAGAGAGAGUGAGAAAAGGGAAGCCCGAACCUCCAGUUGCAGUUGUCCGUCUGUCUGAGAAAGGAAAAAAAGAACUGCCGUGCACAGUGUUUGUUUGUAGGUCAUGUUGCCCCAGUGUGAGAGAGCACGGAGUUUAAGUGGACGUCCAGAAGGGCCGUAUCGGGCGGUAGAAAGAGCAGAUGCUCUCGUUACACAGGACUUUGAGGGCGUGGACACGCUGGACAAACUUUUUGUACAUGCUGUGAAGAGAUUCAGUCAGGCAUCCUGUCUGGGCACCAGAGAGGUCCUUAGUGAAGAAGAAGAUAAACAACCCAAUGGGAAGAUCUUUAAGAAGUUGGUCCUGGGGGACUACAGCUGGAUGACCUAUGAAGAGGUCAGCCAAGCAGUGGAAUCUUUUGGUAGUGGUCUGGCAGCUUUGGGCCAGCAACCACAUAAUACCAUUGCCAUCUUUUGUGAAACACGGGCAGAAUGGAUGAUUACAGCACAGGCCUGUUUCAGACGCAACUUCCCAUUGGUAACGAUGUAUGCAACUCUGGGUGAAGAUGCUGUAGCUUAUGGGCUGAAUCAGUGUGGAGCCACUCAUCUCAUCACCAGCACAGAACUGCUGCGGACCAAGCUGAAGAACGUUUUGAGUGCAGUCUCGGGGUUGCAGCAUGUUAUCUAUGCAGGCAGUGAUGAAGUAUGUCAUGCUGAUUACCCACAGUCUCUUGCCAUGCACAGCAUGCAGGAAGUAAUGGAGCUCGGGACAAAGCCAGAGAACUUAAGCAAAGAGUAUGAGAGGCCGACUGCAUCUGAUCUGGCAGUGGUGAUGUAUACCAGUGGGUCUACAGGGAAGCCUAAAGGAGUGAAGAUGCAACACAAUAAUCUGAUUGCAGGAAUGGCUGGUCAGUGUGAGCGGAUCCCAGGCCUAGGGUCCCAGGACACAUAUAUAGCUUAUCUCCCACUGGCUCAUGUGCUGGAACUGACAGCAGAAAUAUCCUGUGUGUCAUAUGGCUGCAGGCUCGGAUACUCCUCACCACACACACUCACGGACCAGUCCAGUAAAAUAAAAAGCGGUGGUAAGGGAGAUUGCUCUGUGCUUAAACCUACCCUGAUAGCGGCAGUACCGGAGAUCAUGGAUCGUAUCUGUAAGAAUGUUAAUGGGAAGUUAAGAGAGAUGUCAGUCAUUCAGAGGACUCUGUUUAAAGUGGGAUACAACUAUAAGCUGCAGAAGGUGUCACAAGGAGCUGAUUCUCCGGUGUGCAACAUGUUGUUUUUCAAGCGUGUGAAUUUGCUGCUGGGAGGGUGUGUACGUCUAAUGUUGAGUGGAGGUGCUCCACUGUCUGCUUCCACACAGAGAUUUAUGAACGUGUGUUUCUGCCCCGUCGCUGUGGGUUACGGCCUUACAGAGACGUGUGGAGCGGGAACUAUCUCAGAAUUUUCUGAUUACAGUACAGGACGCGUUGGAGCACCUCUCAUUUGCUCUGAAAUAAAACUGCGAGACUGGCCUGAGGGUGGAUACACCAGUCAGGACAAGCCACACCCACGAGGGGAGAUUUUGAUUGGUGGACCGAAUGUUGCCAUGGGAUACUAUGAGAGUGAGGGGGAGGGAGAAAAUGACAACUUUUGGGUGGACGAGGCGGGGCAGCGCUGGUUUUGUACCGGAGAUGUCGGAGAAGUUCAUCCAGACGGUUGUUUGCAGAUUGUGGAUCGUAAGAAGGACCUGGUAAAGCUGCAGGCAGGUGAAUAUGUGUCUUUGGGGAAGGUAGAAGCUGCCCUGAAAAACAGCCCACUCAUUGAUAACAUCUGCGUCUAUGCCAGCAGUGAUCAGAACUACUUGAUCAGCUUUGUGGUGCCCAAUCAGAAGCAACUGACUGAGUUGGCAAAAAAGAACGGGGUAGAGGAAGAGUGGGAGGAGCUUUGUAACCAUACCAAGAUGGAGGAGGAAGUGCUAAAAGUCAUCAAAGAGAUUGCAGUCACAAGUAAAAUGGAAAGGUUUGAGGUUCCACAGAAGAUCCGUUUAAGUUCUGAGGCUUGGACUCCAGAAACAGGGCUGGUGACGGAUGCCUUCAAACUAAAGAGGAAAGAGCUGAAAAAUCAUUAUAUAAAGGACAUUGAGAGGUUAUAUGGGGCUCAAUGAUGUACAUGCAACACUCAUUUAGGCUGA